CCCCCUGCCUUGCUUCUCCCCAAGCAGAAAUGGUUGUGCAAGGGCUCUGGCUGAGUGGCCUCCUCCCCAGGAGGGGCAAAGAGGAGGCAGCAAUGAUUUACCAGAGCAGCAGCAGCAGCAGCAACACAAGCACAAGGUCCCUGGGCUCUCGCCAGCCCUCCAACAGCAGACCUUUGAGACUGCAGCUGGGAAGAGGAAGGCCAGGGCUGAGCCACCCACCCUCACCCUGCCCCGGGGCCCCACCAUGCUUUCCAGCCUCUACUCCUACCUGGUCUCCUGGCUGCCCACCUUCCCCAGCCUGGCCUGGGGCUCCGAUCUGGUGGACUCCAUCUUGCAGGGGCUGGUGGGUGCCUGUGCCGUCUCCAUCCUGGGCACCCUGAUGAAGAUUUACAUCUACAUCAACUGUUUGAACGACCCCGACCGGCAGAAGGAGAAGGAGAUCAUCCGCAACCAGUGGCCCCUCCUGGACCAGCUGCAUCUCCUGGUGCUGACUGGGACCUUCACGGUGGUUGGCUACCGUGUGGCUGCCUUGGUGGUGCUGGAGUUCUCCCUUCGGGCCAUCUCCACCGUCCUCUCCCUUGACAAGGGGGCGCACAGCAGCCAGCUCUACCUCCUCUGCCAGUACUCCCUGGGCUGCGGCAUCUCCUGCAGCCUCAGCUACCUCCAGGAGGGGGCGCCCCACCGCACGUGGAACCUGCUCCUCAGCGUCGGCCUGGCCGGACUCCUAACUUACUAUGUCUGGCGCAUGGCACGCCACGUCUUCACCAUGUACGAGCUCCACUGCAAGGAGCGCUACUGCGGGGCCUGCCUCUUCCUCCUGACCACCUGGCACGGCAUCCCUCGCCUCCUCUGCAACGCCCUCAAGGUCACCUUCGUGGUGGCCGACCUGGCGGCGGUGGCCCUGAUCAACCGGGACUUCCUCACCACCUCGGAGGCCGUCCGCUUCUGGACCCCGCUCACCAUCUGCUACACUCUGCUUGUCAUCUACAUGCAAGAAGAGCAACGGCAGAACCCCACAGAGCAGAUGGCCUACCAGACGGUCUUUGUCAGGAUGGGGGGCCUCCUGAUUCUGCUGAUGACCGUUGGCCGGUGGAUGGACAUUGUGAACGUCGUCGUUUCACUGGUUGGGGAGAUCUGGUGCCUGAUGCGGGCGGGAAUCCUGCUGGAUAUCUGCAGGAAGCAGGAUUAUUCUCAAAGGUUCUCGCCCUCAGCUUCUGCCUCCCGACGGCCCUUGAGACACUACAAAGACCUUUCAAAAUCCCACUCUGCAACGGCAACAUCCUGAAACACAGAGCAGGCUCUGGAGGAGGCUGAUAUGAGCCAGUGACUGCAGGUCUAAGGUGGGGAAAUCCUAGGGGCUGGAUUCCAUCCCACUCCUUGAUUUCAUCUGAUCCACUGGGCUGGGCUGCUCUGGACUCUCUGGGCCCAGCAUUGGAUAUGGGAUAGAUAUUUCCUGCCUGUCACUUUACUAGAUGGUGACUUAUUUAUUUCUA
Messenger RNA from Lacerta agilis (Sand lizard), 1493 nucleotides. It is a transcript of the gene TMEM82, whose product is annotated as transmembrane protein 82. Bases 245 to 1285 code for a protein of 346 amino acids. The record is from RefSeq and is a predicted model, not a curated record. NCBI's taxonomy places the organism in Eukaryota, Metazoa, Chordata, Lepidosauria, Squamata, Lacertidae. The transcript has 6 exons.